Messenger RNA from Pecten maximus, 2519 nucleotides. RefSeq names its product calnexin-like. The record is from RefSeq and is a predicted model, not a curated record. Gene Ontology annotation, biological process: protein folding. The coding region runs from base 1 to 1548 and encodes 515 amino acids. Gene Ontology annotation, cellular component: endoplasmic reticulum; endoplasmic reticulum membrane. The transcript is spliced from 16 exons. Gene Ontology annotation, molecular function: calcium ion binding. Lineage: Eukaryota; Metazoa; Mollusca; Bivalvia; Pectinida; Pectinidae.
AUGGAAUUGCUGGAGUUUGCUGUGAUUACAACAACAUAUUCCAGUUUUCGAGGCAAUCUUUAUCAGCAACGCUUCGGCACUGUCAUGGGGAGCCCAAUGUCACUUAUUGUGGCAAAGUUGCUAAUAGAACAUCUGGAGCAAGACGCGAAAGCCAUAGCACCUAUAGAAUGCAAGCUGAGUUUAUGGAAACGGUGCGUUGAUAACAUACUUGAGAUAAUCAAGAAGGGGUCACAGAAGAAGCUGACGGCCCACAUCAAUACCAUUGAUAGAAAGUUUCAUGACAAGACUCCAUACACUGUUAUGUUUGGACCAGAUAAAUGUGGUAUGGACCAUAAGCUCCACUUUAUCUUCCGGCACAAGAACCCGAUCACUGGAGAAUUUGAGGAGAAACAUGCCAAAAAGCCAUCUGCCAACAUAGACAAACAUUUCUCAGACAAGAAGACACAUAUGUAUACUUUGGUUGUAAAUCCUGAUAACACUUUUGAGAUGAUGGUGGACAACAGCUUGGUAAAUGAAGGUAGUCUUAUGGACGAUUUCAGUCCCCCUGUGAAUCCACCAAAGGAAAUAGACGACCCAAACGAUAAAAAACCAUCUGAUUGGGAUGAAAGGGAGAAAAUCCAAGAUCCUUCAGCAAAAAAGCCAGAAGACUGGGAUGAAAGUGAGCCUGAGAAGAUUGUGGAUGAGGAUGCUGUUAUGCCCAGUGGUUGGCUGGAAGAGGAAUCUGAGCUUGUUCCUGACCCAGCAGCAGAGAAACCAGAUGAUUGGGACGACGACAUGGACGGUGACUGGGAGGCUGCUCUCAUCAACAACCCCAAGUGUGAGAAUGCUCCAGGUUGUGGUAAAUGGGAGAAACCAAGCGUCAAAAACCCAAAAUACAAGGGCAAGUGGUCUGCCCCUAUCAUUGAUAACCCAGACUACCAGGGGGUAUGGAAGCCAAGGAAAAUAGACAACCCUGCCUACUUUGAGGAUCUUGAGCCAUACAAAAUGACCCCCAUUGGUGCUGUGGGACUUGAGUUAUGGUCCAUGAAUGAUGACAUAGUAUUUGACAACUUCCUGAUCACAGACGACAAAUCUGUAGCUGAACAGUGGGCCGCGGAGACUUGGGAGAUAAAAUCUGCACAGGAGAAGGCCAAGUCAGGGAGAAGUGUUGUUGAUGCAGUGUUAGAUGCUACCAAGGAUAGGCCUUGGAUAUGGGCAGUCAUUCUGAUAGUAGUUGUACUGCCGAUAGUUCUGAUUAUAGCUUAUUGCUGUAUGUCUAAAUCAGAGCCUGAGAAGAUCCAGAGUCACAAGAAGAAGACAGAUGAAGCAACUCCGGAUGAGGCUGAAGAGAAGGCAGAGGGCGACGAAGGAGAGGAAGAGGAGGAAGAAGUUGGACCAGGGGGAGAUAACCCCCCACUAACCAGGAAGUCCAAGGCAGAUCUCGAGGCAGAUGAGACAAAUGAUGCAGAUGAGGAAGAUGAAGAGGAAACAGAAGAAGCUGCGGAUACAUCCAAAAAAGAUUCGCCUAGGAGAUCAUCACCAAGAAAGAGGAAGCCUAGGAAAGAUUAAUUCAACAUUACUGUAGGUUAACAUAAAAUGAUGCAGUGAUAUGUUGUGGAUGAUUUGUGUGUGCAAGUUGUUCAGGGAGAGUUGGUAGGAGGAUUUGUUUGAGAUAAAAAGGCCCUUGUCCAAAUGUCCCUUUUUGACUGGAAUGACCGUAAAGUUUGUGCUGAAGAUUGGGGGCCGAUGUCUCCCAGGGACUACCGGUGGUACAUAUGUAGUUCCGGAAUUUAAUUAGGAUUUCAUGAUUAGCAAGUACAUAAGACUACUUUAAGAAAGUAUGUCAUAAUCAGUAAUGUCAUUAUCCCACCAGAUAUCAAUUUCAGCUAGUCUUUUAAGAAUUGGGAGAGUUAUGUCCCUUCCUUUUUUCUGCAAUGUACUCCUUAUCACUAAUUAGGCUACAAUAAUCUGUUUUGUAUUCUUGGUUUUUGGUAAUAGGGUUGUUGUGUAGGAAAGUUGACAGAGACAAAAACACUUUUGUCACAGGAAGUUAAUAUAAGAACUACUGUUGUGUGCUGAAAUAUUGCAUUAAAAUAUGUAAAGUACGAUAUACUGAAUGUAAGGCUGUAAUAGCAGAUGUAAAACCUGUUUCUGUAACUGCCAAGAUGUUGCUCCAUAAUGAAUGGGUGAGUGAGCAUAUUUAUUUACAUUGAUAUGUAAGCUGAGUGUUAAAAGUGAUUUUGCACCAUUUUGACAGUGGACACAUAUAUAUAUAAGGCCGGUUUUUGAUGUGGAUGCUAGUAAAAAUGUUAUUCCAUGGGUAUGUAUUCAAGACAGUCUCUAGGUAUUUGAUGUUCAUGUAUACAUGCAGUCUAUAUGUGUUUUUUAGUUGUGAAAAUGAGUAAGUGUUGCAUGGAAUACACAAGGUCAUGGUAACUUUCUUCAUAAUUUAAAAUCCUAGUUACUCGAGAUGUACGUCAUGAUUAUGAUUGUAGUACUGUAUGAGAAAUUUGCGCUAGUGACAGAUGGGGUGAAACUAA